AAAAUAAUUUACUAAAUUUUCUACAACCUUCCCAUAUUUCUACAACCUUCCCAUAUUUCAAUUCUUAUUACAGUUAAAAAAAAAUCAAUUUCGUUGAUUACACAAGUCAUGCCGAUGGCCAUUAAUAACGCAGGUGGCCGUGUGCCACGUAGUUGUUGAGGAUAAUAUUACGUGGUUAAUGCUCCGUAAAAUAUUAAGACAACCAAAAAUGCUAAAUACGGAAGUACGGAGUAAUAUUAGAGAGAGGGAGAGCUUUUCCUAAAAUUAAACUCAAUUUACAGGUUAUUUUGCGUUUAACCAUGCCCUGAUCUCCUCAUUCUCUAAUCCCUUUCUUUCUCUAUUAUUUUCAGAGAUUUUUCUUACCGCUUUCCUUUCUGGGCCCUCUUUAUCGGUCAACCAUAAUUGGGUUAGUUUUUCUUCAUUUCAAAAUGAUCGACAAGGAUUAGGCAAGAUUCCAUGUUUCGAAGUUAUUUCCUAAAUUUUGCAUUUAUCUUCGUGACAUGUGCUUGUCUUUGGAUAGGUGAGGGCGUCAUCUAAAACAAAUUAUUUAUCAACAUGGGACAAAGGAAUACACCAUAUAGUAGUCUUGUGGUCGAUUUGGAAGCUGAUCAAGGAGGACAAAUCCAAUCUUAUGGGACCUUAACAUCUUUUCCACAACCAAAUGUCCAUUCAGUAUUACCAGUUGCCAGUAAUGUCUAUCUGCAUCCUCUGCCAGACUAUAAUGACAACAGCCCAUUGUUUUAUGGUAUGACACAGCACAAUAGAUCAGUUCAUCCGCUGCCCAUUCCAAAUCUUGACCUUGCCCUUGCCUCAUCUUCUAUUCAUCAUAAUCCUUACAUGCCUCCAACUGCUGCAAUCAGAGACUUCUCAAUCCCUUUCAAUCACAGAACACAUGACCACAGUUCAUUUUCAAACAAUCCUGGCAUGGCUGGAAUUCAGACUGCUACUCAUGGAACCAUAGGCUCGUUCAAGAUUAAGAAUGCUGUGGGUUCUAGUUCUUCUGAUGCCCCACUAAUUGCAAGGGCACAUGAAUCCAAUGCUUCUUUGAUGGAUUCUUCGCCGCUUAUGCUACCUGCUGAUCAUGGUGAUUCUUCAUUGGUUGUCAAUGAUGGGUCCCACAUAAGUUUUAGGAACAUGGCUUUUGUAAAUGGUCCAGAUUCUGUAGCAGCCCAUCACAGCAAUCAUUUUGCUCAAGGAAACCAUGUGAGUUCUAUGCAGCUGAGUAAUAAUCCUUGGUCAGACAUGCGAUUCAACAGAAAUAGUUGUGAGCUUGAACCUUGGUCAUGGAAUCAAGCUGCUGUUCCUUUUCCUUACGUGCAUGGACGUGCAGUUGGUCCUACCAUUGAGGCUGGGAACACGGGAAUACAAAGUUACCAAGUAAGAGGGGGCAAUGGGAGUUUGACCAACUUUAUGCAUCCUCCCAUUCCUCUAGAAGGGCACUCAAAUGUUCAUCACCUACCGCAAGCUACACAAGGAAUGAGAUGCCAUAAUACUAAUUUCCCUCCAUUAAUUUCAGUAUCAUCAAGCAGGCACAUUACACAUGCACCAUCAAGCAGCAACUUGAAUUAUUUAUCUGGUUUUGUAGAAAUGAGACCUACGUAUGUGGGACCUUUACAACCAGCUGGUGUUAGACUGUACAGAUCUUCCCGUAGAAACUAUUCGAAUUACAUGCCAAAUCACAACAUACCUAACAUGAGGGUUAUGCCCGAAGAUGGAGUGGCAAUGCUAGAAAUUCCUGGCUACUAUAAUGGCAUGGGGGAGUCUGGUGAUCAGCACAGAGAUAUGCGUAUGGAUAUAGAUCACAUGUCCUACGAGGAGCUUCUUGCGCUGGGUGAGCACAUUGGCAGUGUAACUACUGGGUUGUCAGAAGAAAUGAUUACAAGGCACUUGAAAACAAAACCAUUCAGCUCAUCAAAAGCUUUAUCUGUUUCUAAGGCUACAGAAUGUUUGGAUCAAAAUAUGGAUUUAUGUGUCAUAUGCCAGAACGAUUACAAGGACCAAGAGAAUAUUGGAACGGUCGAGUGUGGGCAUGCAUAUCAUGUACAUUGCAUAAAGAAGUGGCUGAUUGUGAAGAAUAGUUGCCCCAUCUGCAAAUUAACAGCAUUACCAAUGGAACCUAAGGAUCUAUGAAAUACUGUUAACAAAUGGUGGAACUUUUGUAUUUAAUGUAUUUAUUACUUCCUACCAGGAAACUUUUUUUUAGUUUUUUUUCAAAUCGCACUAUAUCAACAAUGUGUAUAUUAUACUUUUUGCCAUCUAGCAGGCAAAAGUUGUUUUUUGUAAACUACCAUUUUACCAGGCUAUAUUAGUGUCUCACCUGGAACAGUAAUACCACUGGAUUUUUGUUUUUAAUAGCUGUAAGGAAACAGUGUAAAUUCAAUCAACAUAGUAGGGACUACUCGACUAGGGA
Cuscuta epithymum is the source of this 2410-nucleotide messenger RNA. The record is from the annotation of a GenBank genome assembly. NCBI's taxonomy places the organism in Eukaryota, Viridiplantae, Streptophyta, Magnoliopsida, Solanales, Convolvulaceae.